Molecule: messenger RNA, 1749 nt
Organism: Bipolaris victoriae FI3
Lineage: Eukaryota; Fungi; Ascomycota; Dothideomycetes; Pleosporales; Pleosporaceae
Exons: 4
Coding region: 1-1749 (582 amino acids)
Source: RefSeq, a predicted model, not a curated record
AUGAAGCUCAACACCUACGUAUCUCUUGUGGCGUUUGCGGCCUUUGCUGCUGCUGAACGGCAUCCUUUGAAUCUACCAAAGCAUGUGCGGCCUCGCCAAUAUUCUGCUCCACCGCCAUACUCGCCUGUGGGCCCGAGUUCGAGCAGCGACAGUGGCAGCGCAUCAUCCAGCUUUCCUAACGGAUCUUCAACCUCGCUGGCUACCGGCGUUUCUUCCACUGUUGACGUGCCAUCUGCUCAAACGUCCUCACUUCCGCCUAAUGCCGCAUCAUCUGGUCCUUCUACCAUCGUCGUUACAAGUGUAGUUAUUAUUACAUCGGCCAUUCCACCUCUACCUACUACUUCGACCUCUACGGAUGCUACUAGAAGCAGCUGGGGAGUCAGCAAAUCUUCCUCUAUCAGCAUCCCGCUUCCCACAGGCCCCCAAUCAUCCGGGACUGGCUCCCACUCUUGGCCUCACCAGUCUUCACCUGGAUCGUCAGCACCUUACGGCAAUAGCACUUCAACCUCUUCAUCUCCAUGGGGCACAGGCACAGUGUCAAUUUCCUCAAGCCCGCCCCUGACUUCUGCUACCAGUAGCCGUCCCUCCGCAGCCACCAGCUCCCCUCCCUACCCUUCAAACAGUACGCUCACAGAAACCAGCACGGGCCCUAUAGCUACCUCGAGCGGAAACGCAACUACAUCCACAGUCCCCACUUCCUCCGCCCAUUACAAACCCCCCGGAAACUUCACCAGCAGCCUCUCCAUCGCAACCGACUCCGUCUCCCCAUCCUCAACCCCCGAUGUCUCGACAAUCAGCUGGAUCUCAUUCACAUCGGGAAGUCCAUCCGCCACACCAUCGAGUGCAUCGUCGACUUCAAAAUACACAAGGUCUACCUCGUCGCGCCGACGCACUACGACGACGACUAGACGCCGGUCGACAACACGUACGUGGAGCAGGACGCUGACUAUGUCGUUUUCGUCGACGAGGUCUGCUUGGUUUACACCUACGCCUACGCCUUCGAGUGAUUUGCCGUGGACUAGUAGUGCGGUGUCGGAGGAGGAAUCUUCUACGCCGGCUUCGUGGUCUGGAAGUACGGUUACGCCGUCGGCAUCGGAGAAUUGGCCUUUGUCUUCUGCUACUACGCCCUCUGAGUCUGAUAGCUGGUCGUCAUUUUCAGCCACACCAUCUGAAUCAGAUGGCUGGCCCUCUUCUCCCCCCAGCUCAUCCUCCGACCAAACCUCCUCAACCAGCUCUCCCGUAUGGCCUCCAGUCUCCUCCUCCCCAUCAUCAUCAUCGCCAUCCGACAGCGCCACAACACCCUCCCCAUCCCCCUCCUCCUCCUCCUCCUCCUCUUCUUCUUCUUCUUCUUCUUCCGCUACACUCUCCUUCUUUUCUUCCCCAUACAAUUCAUACUCCACACCACCAUCCACCUACACCGAUGCAACCGCGUCUUCAUGGCCCGUCAAUACUCCUUCCCCAUCUCCCUCGCUUCCAUUGUAUACUAUGUAUACUUCUUCUUCCCCCUCAUCCUCUGUUUCUUCCUCAGCCUCUUCGCUUUCUGCCUCCUCUUGGUCGGCGUCAUCGUCAGCGUCCGCCUCCGCCUCCAUCUCCUCCGCAAACCCAAGCACCACCUUCCUAACCAGCACCAGCACGAGUAAAUCUCAAGCGUACUACGCGCCCGUGCCGCCCGUGCAGACGUAUGCGAAUCAACACGAGCAGCGGGCCGACAAGGAGAAGAGGGAUGUGGUACGACUGUGGUUUGUGUAA